Ctenocephalides felis (cat flea) is the source of this 1128-nucleotide messenger RNA. Its product is annotated as zinc finger BED domain-containing protein 4-like. Lineage: Eukaryota; Metazoa; Arthropoda; Insecta; Siphonaptera; Pulicidae. The transcript has a single exon. Gene Ontology annotation, molecular function: protein dimerization activity. The record is from RefSeq and is a predicted model, not a curated record. The coding region runs from base 1 to 1128 and encodes 375 amino acids.
AUGGUAUUAACAGCACAUUACAUAGAUAAAGAUCAUAAUCGGUGUGCCAAGUUAUUAAGCAGCUUGCUGUACACCGGAUUAGAAUUAAACGCUUUAUUAAAAAAUGAAUUAAACAAGUGGGACAUAUUGGAAAAAAUAGAGGCUGUGGUGAGUGAUAUCAACUCAGCCAUCGGUAAAGCACUUACUAUCGGAGGAUGGUCUAAAAUAACUUGCUUUGCGCAUAUCUUAAAUCACAUCUUACUUUCUGGAAUUGGUGAACUCCAUGCAGCAGUUGUCAAAAUGAAACAAGUUGCAGAAAAUUAUGAAGAAAGCCUGCUACCGCCAGAGUUGAUACAAGAUAUGACGUACAGAUGGAAUUCGUUAUAUGAUAUGCUGAAUCGUAUCAUUGCAAGUAAGGACCAUCUCUCAGAAGAAGAUUGGGAGAUAGCAGAGCAUAGUCUACAAAUCCUCAAACCAUUCUACGAAGUCACUAUGGAAAUAUCUGCUGAUAAAUAUGUGUCAUUAUCCAAAAUUAUCGUGUACUGUCGCCUUUUAUGCCAACACUUGGAUAUGCAUAAACGCAAAGAAACAGUACCAAUUGUUAAAAAACUGAUAAAACAACUAAUAGACUCCAUGCAUCGAACCUUUUACAUCAAUCAUGAUGUGGAAUCUAAUCAACUGUACGCUGAAGCUACAAUCCUGGAUCCAAGAUUCAAGAAAAACGGUUUCAGCGAUCAAACAAAAUACCACAAAGCAUUGGCAAACUUAAAACAAACCUUCGAAGAAAACUGUGCACCGAUUCAAAAAACCCAGAACUUAUUUCCAGGAUCUAUAUGGGAGCAGUACAUCAUCGAAACCUCUGUCCCUGAAUAUGAUGGUUCAGGUGCUAAUGAAUUAUCGAGAUACAUCGAAGAACCAAUUGUAAGUCUUCAUAAAUUUCCAUUGAUGUGGUGGGUUUUAAACCUUGGGCGAAAACAGGUUUAUCCACAUUUAUAUGAAGUUGUGUUAAAAAGAUUAAAUAUUCCUGGAAAUUCUAUACCUGGUGAAAGAAUUUUUACAAAAGUUGCAAGGGAACUGAAUGAACGAAGGGCAAGUUUGGGGUCGAAAUAUUUGGCUGAACUGCAGUUUAUUGCUAGCAACGCAGAUUGA